Molecule: messenger RNA, 1949 nt
Organism: Corylus avellana
Lineage: Eukaryota; Viridiplantae; Streptophyta; Magnoliopsida; Fagales; Betulaceae
Product: cell division cycle 20.2, cofactor of APC complex
Biological process (GO): positive regulation of anaphase-promoting complex-dependent catabolic process; anaphase-promoting complex-dependent catabolic process; positive regulation of ubiquitin protein ligase activity
Cellular component (GO): anaphase-promoting complex
Molecular function (GO): ubiquitin ligase activator activity; anaphase-promoting complex binding; protein binding
Source: RefSeq, a predicted model, not a curated record
GUUGCUCUCUCUCUCUCUCUCGCUCUGAAACGACGCACGAACCAAAGCGCUCAAAGAUCGUCUCAACUCUCUCUCAAUCUUUAUAUUUUGUUUCUCUAAUCUAAAUAUUUUUUUUUGCAGGCUUUGUUUCUUCAUUUGUUAUUUAUUUAUUUGAUAAUUUUAUUUGAGGGUUUUGCUCUAUCUAUUGCUUUGUGUAUAUAUAUUCUUUUGGUUGUUUUAGUGUCAUGGAUGCAGGAACUUCUUUUAACUUGAAGGGGCAGUCUCGGUGCCCACUUCAAGAACAAUAUAUGCAGAGAAAGAAUGCUCGAGAUAACUUGGAUAGGUUCAUUCCAAACAGAUCAGCAAUGGACUUCGAUUUCGCGCAUUACAUGCUGACAGAAGGGAGGAAAGAAGGUAAGGAGAACCCGGCUGCAAGCUCACCAGCAAGAGAGGCCUACAGGAAGCGGCUGGCUGAGGCUUUCAACAUGAACCGGACCCGAAUUCUUGCCUUCAAGAACAAGCCACCUGCCCCGGUGGAGUUGAUCCCACGUGAAUUCUCCUCUUCUCUCCACAGUGAUAAGCCAGCAAAGCCCCGACGACAUAUUCCUCAGACUUCUGAGAGGACAUUAGAUGCUCCUGACCUUGUGGAUGAUUAUUACCUGAAUCUACUGGACUGGGGAAGCUGCAAUGUUCUCGCAAUUGCGCUUGGAAAUACAGUUUAUCUGUGGGAUGCGUCAAAUGGUUCUACUUCUGAACUUGUCAGUAUUGAUGAGGAAGAUGGCCCCGUUACAAGUGUUAGCUGGGCUCCUGAUGGCCGGCACAUUGCUAUUGGCUUGAACAAUUCCGAUGUACAGUUGUGGGAUUCAACAGCCAAUCGACAGCUAAGAACCUUGAAAGGUGGUCACAGAAUGCGAGUGGGGACUCUGGCAUGGAAUAAUCAUAUCCUUACAACCGGAGGAAUGGACAGUUUGAUCAUUAACAAUGAUGUGAGAAUCAGAGAUCACAUUGUUGAAACCUACAGAGGCCACAGCCAAGAGGUUUGUGGGCUAAAAUGGUCAGCUUCAGGCCAGCAAUUGGCGAGUGGAGGUAAUGAUAAUCUCCUCCACAUCUGGGACAGAUCAACAGCAUCUUCAAAUUCUGCUACGCAGUGGCUUCACAGGCUUGAGGACCAUACAUCUGCCGUGAAAGCCCUUGCUUGGUGCCCUUUCCAGAGCAAUUUGCUGGCUUCUGGUGGAGGUGGAGGUGAUAGGUGCAUAAAGUUCUGGAACACCCACACUGGUGCGUGCCUCAACUCUGUCGACACUGGCUCUCAGGUUUGUUCUCUGCUGUGGGGCAAGACUGAGAGAGAGCUACUUAGCUCUCAUGGUUUUACUCAAAAUCAGCUCAUUCUUUGGAAGUACCCAUCAAUGGUGAAGAUGGCAGAGCUCAAUGGUCAUACCUCUAGGGUUCUUUUUAUGGCUCAGAGCCCAGAUGGUUGCACGGUGGCAUCAGCAGCUGGGGAUGAAACACUGAGAUUCUGGAAUGUCUUUGGGGUCCCGGAAGUUGCCAAACCUACUCCCAAGGCAAUCCCUGAGCCUUUUGCUCAUGUGAAUCGCAUCCGAUAAUUGGGAUAAAGCAGCAUAUUUCAAAUAGUCUCCGUGAAAUCUGAUUGGAUAUGUUCAGUGUGAGUACAAUAGUUAGUUGUGUCAUGAUCACUGCACUAAACAUCUUAAAAUCCAAAUUAUUUAUACUCUUUGCAAUGUAAAGUUCACUAGCUUGGUACUUUAAGUUGGACAGAAAUUUUGUUGUACUAGUUGUUUUUGGUAUUAGGAUCAUCGAAAAGCAAGUGACAAAACCCAAUUGUUGUUCUGGCUUAUACUGUAUAGUGGAAAACUUCAGAUUCUUCUGCUUUCUUUUUUCAGUGUUACGUACUUUGUAAAUGAUAAGAAUUUUACAAAUUUUUGAACCCAUACAGGCUCUGAGCUUUUUCA